Molecule: messenger RNA, 3126 nt
Organism: Anguilla rostrata (American eel)
Lineage: Eukaryota; Metazoa; Chordata; Actinopteri; Anguilliformes; Anguillidae
Gene: psen1
Product: presenilin 1
Exons: 11
Coding region: 277-1713 (478 amino acids)
Biological process (GO): smooth endoplasmic reticulum calcium ion homeostasis; protein processing
Cellular component (GO): endoplasmic reticulum; plasma membrane; nucleus
Molecular function (GO): cadherin binding; aspartic endopeptidase activity, intramembrane cleaving; beta-catenin binding
Source: RefSeq, a predicted model, not a curated record
CGUUAACAUCUUAUGUUAAGAUUAUAUUGGAAUGUCGCUCAGUAAUGUGUGCUACAGCUAGCUGUUCAUAUUGAUUGUUGGGUGUAAAAUUAUGCGUUUAGCAAUUUAACCUCAUAAAAUACAAGUGCUGCGAUUUGUGGGCCCAUAAACUUAGUGGUGCAGUGGCUAAUGUCACCGGGCACUAAGUUGAAGUGAAGCCUGUGUUUUGGUAACUUUUGGAAGCAAUCUGAAGAUUUGAUCGACUUGAACUCUAUGUAAGAGGAAGAGGGGACUCAUAUGGCUGACGUAAUGGAGAUUUCUCAAAACAAUGUGCAACCGGGUGUGGGUACCGAGGCGACCCGGCGUCCUGAGGCCCGUGGCGCGGGAGGGCGGGGGAGGGGCGAGCCGGAACAGAACGGGCAGCCCCCCUCAGCGCGAGCCGACCCCGCCCCCGCCUCCACCCCCGGCCAGGUCAUCGACAGCGAGGAGGACGAGGACGAGGAGCUGACGCUGAAGUACGGCGCCAAGCACGUCAUCAUGCUCUUCGUCCCGGUCACGCUCUGCAUGGUGGUCGUCGUGGCAACCAUCAAGUCGGUCAGCUUCUACACGCAGAACGACGGCCAGCUGAUAUACACACCCUUCCCGGAGGACACGGAGACGGUGGGGCAGCGGGCCCUGAACUCCAUCCUGAACGCCGCCAUCAUGAUCAGCGUCAUCGUGGUCAUGACCCUGGUGCUGGUGCUGCUCUACAAGUACCGCUGCUACAAGGUGAUCCAGGGCUGGCUGUUUAUCUCUUCCCUGCUGAUGCUGUUCUUCUUCUCCUUCAUCUACCUGGGCGAGGUGUUUAAGACCUACAACGUGGCCAUGGACUACAUCACGGUGGCGGUGAUCAUCUGGAACUUCGGCGUGGUGGGCAUGAUCUGCAUACACUGGAAGGGGCCCCUGCGGCUCCAGCAGGCCUACCUCAUCAUGAUCAGCGCCCUCAUGGCCCUCGUCUUCAUCAAGUACCUGCCCCAGUGGACCUCCUGGCUCAUCCUGGCCGUCAUCUCCGUCUACGACCUGCUGGCGGUGCUGUGCCCCAAGGGACCGCUGCGUAUCCUAGUGGAGACGGCGCAGGAGAGGAACGAGCCCAUCUUCCCCGCUCUCAUCUAUUCCUCGACCAUGGUGUGGCUCGUUGGCAUGGCAGACAGUGGAGAGAGCGGGAAGAACAACGCCUCCAGCUCCGCGGACACUGAGAACCUGGCCCCAGCCCCAGCCCCUGCCCCAGAACCUGCCCCUGCCACCGCCCCAGCCUCAGGCCCGCCCCUGGCCCAGCAGGGGGAGGACGACGGGGGCUUCACGUCGGACUGGGUGGGGCAUCAGCAGCAGCAGCUGGGCCCUCUGCAGUCCACCGACGAGACGCGGCGCACCGUCCAGCAGCUGCCCUCCGCUCGCCCGCCCGCCGAGGACGACGAAGAGAGGGGCGUGAAGCUGGGCCUGGGGGACUUCAUCUUCUACAGCAUGCUGGUGGGCAAGGCGUCGGCCACCGCCAGCGGGGACUGGAACACUACGCUGGCCUGCUUCGUCGCCAUCCUGAUUGGCCUGUGUCUCACCCUGCUCCUCCUGGCCAUCUUUAAGAAGGCCCUCCCCGCUCUCCCCAUCUCCAUCACCUUCGGCCUUGUUUUCUACUUUGCCACGGACAACCUGGUCCGGCCCUUCAUGGACCAGCUGGCCCUGCACCAGUUCUACAUAUAGCAGGGUACUGCCCCCCCCCCCCCCUUUCCCCCCUCUUCCCCGAUCCCCCACUCCUCUACCCUCGCGCUCCAGCUGAUUCCACCAAUGGGGACUCCUGCUUUUAGGCCCUGAAACUGUCACCCUUCAUCAUUGGGGUUCACUGGGAGAUGAGGGGUACCCGGGGUACCCACCCACCCCCCCGUCCUCACCACUUUCUGGACUGAACUGGACUAAAAAAAAAAAUUUUGUUGUAUAAUUUUUUGUGUUUGUAUGCGUGCGUGUGCGCACGUGCGUAUGUGUGUGUGGAAAGGACUUUUGUUUCGCGAGUAACUUUUCCUCCAGUUUUGAGUCUUAACCACGAUUUCCGAUUUAUUUUGUGAUAUUUGUUUUUGUUUCUCAUCUCCUUUUUGAAGCUUGGUGCGCAUCCACUCUGAGAGAUUUGUGAUCUUUCCCUGCCUCCAUCUCGAUUGGGGCUUAGCAGUGUGAGAGGAGCUCUAAACGCAGCGCUGAGCUGAGAGAGCUGUGCGCGCGUGUGUGCGUUCACUCAUCACAAAGCAACUAAAGGGGUGGAAUGAAACGAGCAGGAUUACAUCCUUCAGCCGUCUUACAGAAACACUUUGUUAUUUGUCUUUUCUGGGAAAACAAGAGAGCAUCAUCAUAGGUUGUGAGCCACGGUUGUCCGAGGGGCAGAAUCGGCUUCCUCCUCCAUGGCCCGGAAAUUUCUAUUGAGCACCCCCCCUAACGCUGAGCAGCAUUAGGGCUAUUUUAAGCCUGAAAUUAAGGUAAUUAGAACCGCAAGAGUAAGGAGCCCACAGCACAAAAAUUUGAACCGCAGGGCUAGUUUGUGACGGACUAGACAUUUGGAGAACGUCUUGAGUGUCGUGUCUAAGAACUCGUGUACUUGGUAGUGCCCACCGUCUGAGACCUCACUGGCUUUGUCCCGGUUUUCAGAAGGAUUCAAGACCUCCUUGUUGCCUGAAAGCUGAAUGGUUACGCGCACGUGUCUGUGCUCCAUGUUUAGAUUCGGCUGGUUUUCACAACUCCUCCUGUGCUUUUGGAAAACCACAAAGGAGGCUUUGACACUUUUGGGGAUUUGGGGCUGGGAGGGCAGAUAAUGUGGCAUCUUGUAUAAAUACUCUUCAAGAGAUUUGAGGGGGGUGGGGUGGGGGGUGGAUUUUAGGGUUUUUUUUGUUUAAUGGAAGACUGAAUUGUGCCUGCCUGUAGUUCCGUUGUACCUCCCUCCUGCAGAGCAGUUACUCUCUCUCCCCUUUUCAUUUCAAAUUUUUGAGAUGUACACCCGCUCCCCCCCCCCCUUCCCACCUCCUCUAAAUCAGUGAGUCUCGGUGAGUUUCUGUUUUUGUAAGCUGUUGAAAGACUGUUAAAAAAUAAAGGAGAUGCAUGAGCAGUACCCUCUCUCUGCACCAUUUAAACCGG